GUGAGACAGGUAAAUUUAGCAUUGUGGGCUAUGACAAAUAGCGGAAGUGUUUUCGAAAGUUGUUUUGAACUAUGUAGAACCAGAAAAGACUAACAAAAAGCAAAAUGAUAAGGAAAGAACGUGAAAUAGACAAGGACACUGUGGUGGCCUACCACGCAAGAGUCCAAAACCAAAUCAAAGAUGAGCUGAAUGGUCUUAACUUGGGCCCAGGUCGCUUUCCAAUGCUACUGGCCGCAAUAUUUUUUUUAGGUGGUUUAGCAUUGGGAGUAAUUGGUGUUUUAGUGAUAACUUUGCGACAUAGACACGUUUAUCUCAUUAGCUGGAAUGACCAGUUCUUAGGUCCAGCAUUUAUAGUCCUUUUUAUUUUGUGUGUUGGAAUGGGAACCUACUUGGUUCUCUUAGCACUUAGGAGAACCAAUCAAUACAGAAGAGGACUUGUUUUUCGACCUAUUGGAGACUAUGGAGUUGCUGUUACACAUAAAAGCAGACUUAAUUAUGAGCAUGAAACAAAAGAGCAAUUGAAGUCUGGUACUACACCACAUGACAGUUUUAAACCAUUAGCUACUUAUACUGCCAAAAACGAUAAAUAUGGGAGACCUCUUAACGAUGGUUAUGACAAUCGGGGAUACAAAAAUGAUCCUCGUGGUCCACCUCCUCGAUAUUCAGAGAAACCACGAGAUGAUAGGAGAGGUCCACCCAGGAAUAGGGAUGAGGAUAGGUCUAGGGGAGAUAGACCUAGAGGCCCACCUGGUGAUAGAUAUAGAGAUGAUCGAAAUAGACCUUCAGGACCAGAUGACAGACGUAGAGGUCCUCCCGGUGACAGAUAUGGGGAUGACAGAGAUAGAAGGGGUCCACCUCGAGGCCCUCCAAGAGGUCCAAGAGAUCCCAAUGAUCCAGAGAGAAGAGGACCUCCUAGAGACCCCAGAGAUCCAGAUCGAAGAGGACCUCCAAGAGAUCCCAGAGAUCCAGAUAGAAGAGGGCCUCCUAGAGGACCACCAAGAGAUCCCAGGGAUCCAGAUAGGAGACGAGAUCCUAGGGAUGACGAAAGAAGACGUCAGGAAGAUCGUAGGAGAUAUGAUGAUGAUCGUGAGAGACGUAGACCUGAGAAAGUUGUUGAAGCUGGUGAACCUCUGUUAGAAAAGCCUCCAUUGCCAAUGGCAGGACCCAGACCUCCAGUACCUCCAACAGAUACUGUGGUGUUCAGUGACAAUGCUGAUGUAUCAUCUGAAUCAAUAUUAUAGUAAAAAAAGAUAAUAUCAAAAUAGAUCUGCCUUAUUUUUUUCUUAUUUUGGAACUGUUAAAAAAUUCUGAUGCUGGUAUAAAUAGUUUUGCAUAUCCUUUUUUCAUCACCUUUUAACAAGUAUACACUAAAAAAGGAAACAGUGUUUUGAGGAAAUUAAAAAAAAAAUGAAAUUAUCAGAUUUUGGCAUUUUUGGUUCAUUAUUAAAUAUUGUAUUGUAUUACUUUUGUCUGGCCUGCAACACAAAGGAAUAUAAGCUGCAUUUUUAUGCUAGAAACUUUUGUAAUCUAGUUUUAUAUAUAACUAUAUCAAAAUAGACAUUCCUACAUAUGACACACAGGUUGUAUUUUUUGUAAUUUGUGCCUUUCAUUUUGUAUAUAGUAAUCCAUUUUAUAAUCAAUUUCAUGCAUAAUUUUUACAAGUUUUGAGCAACCUAAUGUCAUAAUUAUUAUUUAGCCUCUACAAAUUCAAUUCAGAAAUUUACAUACUGUAUUGAAAAUUCUUGACCAGUAUCACUGAAUUUCAUGUAUGGUACAUAUCAAUCAAACAUUUUGUAUAUAGUUGUUCAUUUUAUAAUCAAUUUCAUGCAUAAUUUCAGAUAAAUUUCCUAAACAUUAAUAGAUGUUACAUGUACUUUAUUGUGCAAUUUUCAUUUGAAAUGGGAAGAGUUUUUUUUAAAGUUUUUUAGAAUUCUUUUUACAAUUUUUGAGCAACCUAGUGUCAUUAACAAAAACAAAUUUAAUUCAGAAAUUUAAAUACUGUAUUACAAAUUCCUGACCAGUAAAAUCACUGAAUUUGACAUUUAAUGUAUACCAAUAAACAAUAUCUGAUGUAAAAUAGAAAUUAAAUUUUAUACUCUUAAUAAAUAUGUUA
Messenger RNA from Mytilus californianus (California mussel), 2113 nucleotides. Its product is annotated as basic salivary proline-rich protein 1-like. Bases 105 to 1241 code for a protein of 378 amino acids. The record is from RefSeq and is a predicted model, not a curated record. NCBI's taxonomy places the organism in Eukaryota, Metazoa, Mollusca, Bivalvia, Mytilida, Mytilidae. The transcript is spliced from 6 exons.